Molecule: messenger RNA, 5049 nt
Organism: Lodderomyces oxycetoniae
Lineage: Eukaryota; Fungi; Ascomycota; Pichiomycetes; Serinales; Debaryomycetaceae
Exons: 1
Coding region: 1-5049 (1682 amino acids)
Biological process (GO): maturation of LSU-rRNA from tricistronic rRNA transcript (SSU-rRNA, 5.8S rRNA, LSU-rRNA); maturation of 5.8S rRNA from tricistronic rRNA transcript (SSU-rRNA, 5.8S rRNA, LSU-rRNA)
Cellular component (GO): nucleolus
Source: RefSeq, a predicted model, not a curated record
AUGGCAGCCAACUUUAUGGUAGACGAUUCAACCUUGCAAGAUUCAAAGCAAGUGCAGGUUAAAAGAAGAAGAAGAACUAGUAGUAGAGUCUUGGCGUCUCCUUCGAUCAAUGUGGAUUAUCACGUGAUUCAGGAACUCAGCAAUGUCUUGACUUGUCUUUCAGGAGAAGUUGAUAUUCAGCAAGUGGUUUCAUUUGUUGAAAAAGAUUAUUUAGGUAAGCUUUUUUCUAUAUGGUCGUACUAUGCAGCGACAAACAAUCAUAAGGAGCUUGUUGCUAUAACCAACCAGGUGAGCUCGUUGAUCAGCAUCAUAAAUGAAAACAAGUUGCUAUUUCAUUUGCUGCAACAGAAAAUCGUUGCUGCAUUGCAGGUUUUCUUAACCAGCUAUACAACAACCAUUUAUCGUGCAUUGAGCAGCUUGAAACCAUCCUUGGUAAACCCAAAUAUCAGAUUAUUAGACAAUAUCAUCAAGUACGAUCCAGCACUAGUUGAGACCUUUUUAAACAACUUUGAUUUAUCACUUGCCGUACUACCCAAAUUAGUUACACCCAGUAAAAUAGAAAUCGAACAAGGAGAAGUAAAUGAUUUGUUUUCAAUUCGCAGUAAUUUUAUCAAAUUUUGGAUAUCUUUAUGCUCAAACGUCCUGUCUUUGCAUCGACUCGAUUUGUUGAUUAAUCAUCCAAAGAUUGUCAGAAAUAUAUGGAAAUAUUUGCAAUACGACACUUUAGACUCGAUUCACAAUUUGAUUGAAUUUCUCAAUAAGCAUGUUCUUGACGAAUUGAAUUUCAAAAAAUCAGAAAAGUGCAAGAUUUUAAAUGACAAUUUCAUGUUUAAAGUGAAUGGAUUAUUCAAUUCCAUUAAAGAUGGCUAUUUUAUAGAGUUUAUGAAUAAACUAACAAUGGAUUUUAAACUGGGUAUAAUUUUUCCAAAUGACAAGUUUUGGAAUAAAGAGUCAAGUUUGGGUGUCAUUAUCGAAGUCAAUUAUAAAACUUUUAAAGUUGCCAAUAAAUUGAUUUAUACAUUGCUAACAAGCUUGAAACCCACAGACUCAAAUCAACAAUUACAAUUCAUUGUUAGGGUUUUGUCCAGUUGUCAGGAACUAGUUGCACCAUAUAUGGAGUAUAUAGUUCAACACGGCGGUGGGUAUCAUGAUCCUUCAUUGACGUCAUGGUGGAUCUCGCACACUUUACUAUACACAAACAUUUUGCAGAUACCAAUACCAACACCAAUUACAAAAUUUUCCGAAUCCAAUAAUCUGGAAUUUUCCAAGUAUGAUGCUAAACUUAUUGCACAAAGUAUUAAUUUGGCACCCCUACUGAAAAGCGCAUUGGUCAAGGGUUUGCAAGCUAAAAAAAAAUUAAUUGUUCAAUUAACUUUACAGUUGAUCCUUUAUAUGCUUCUCAAGUUGGAAAAAGUUUUGCAAAUUGUUAAUGUUUCAAAACAAGAAUUGAUAGAUAUUGUAUUUGACAAGCUUCCUGAUAUUUCCAUUAUUACGCAAGUUUUGACUUUGGAUUCCAAAAUAAGUCAACUUACUGCUUUAACUGUGAUUAGCAAGUAUGAUUCGUUAAUGCCAUUAUUAGCAAAUAAAAGCUCGUUACAGAAACUAGUUUCAACGGGAAUCUCGCAUAUCAUUGAGAAGAAAUUGCAAAAUUUGAAGAGCUUUGAUUUGAUUGUACUUGACCUUUACAUGAAUUUACAAAAUCAAGAUUUCAAAUGGUGGAAUAAAAUCAGCAAUGGUCAAUCUAAUUCUGAUUCUAAUUCUAAUGCUAAUGCUAAUUCUUUUUAUACAUUGCUUUUAAAGCUAGCAUCAAGUUCCAAUAUCUCGUCAUCUAAUUUCGUUCAAAAGAUUUACACUUUACUAAACAAGUUAAGUGAAGAAAAGAUGUUUUUUAAUGAAAAAUUAUUAGUUACUCCUAUUAUGGCCUUGAUAUACUCGGUUGAAUCAAAGUCAGAAAUGGAUCAAGAGUUUUGGAAUAUGUUGGAUGAAACUAUAUCGAGAUGUGUACGCACUCCAUACAAGUAUCUUGAUGCAUCACGUGAAAAGUUUGAAGAUACAAGUAUAUUUGUAGUAGCACUCGUUGAACAGUUUAAAUAUUUAAUCAACAAAAAAGAAGAAGAAGGAGUAAAUACUAAUGAACGCGGGGCAUAUUUGAACUGGUUAUCAUCAUUUGCCAAGUAUUUGGUUAUAUUUGGUGCUUCAAAAUCAGCAGUGAAAUUAUUACUUGAGGAAGUUGACGCCAAUUUAUCAAUUGACGACUUUGUUGACUUUGGUAGUCAAAGUUCUCCAGUUGAUAAGGAUUCGUCGUUUUUGGAAAUUAUUUAUAAAUUAUCAACAGAUCAGUUGAUUCAAUCACCCUUGAUUUUAGAAAAGAAAAUAAUUUCAUCAAAUCUAGAUUAUGUUGCUUGUUUAAGCUUGAUCCAUAUGGUUAUCGAUAAGACUACACCGGCACAGCAAUUAAUCUCGAUUUUAUUCAGCAAGAUUUGGAAUUUUUUAACCAGUUUGGAUAAAGAUGCGAUAAAUUACUUUGUUUCUGAUUUGAUUUGGACUCCAUUAUUUGAAAGGUGUAAGAGUAAUAAUGAGAAUGCCAAAAUGGCAUUACUAAUUUACAAUGAGAUAUUGCAGAAUCUUCCACAUGCUGUGACCACCCAAUUCAGUCAGUUUGUAGUGAAAAAUUUGUUGAUUGGAGAUGAAAGUUUUGUUCCAUUUAUUUGGACAAUUGAAGACGAUGAUCAAGUAUCUGAUUUGUUAAACAAAUCAAACACAAACGAAGCUAUUUUCAAAGCUAUGAUACCUCAUGCUGUAAAGAAGCAGUUACCACUCAGUAUUGAUCAAUUUUGGAGGCUAUUUGAAAUGGGAGAAAGAGACUCUUUACUAAUUGAUCUAAUUGAUAAGGAUUUAAUUGUGCUUGAUCAAACACAAUUGGGCUUGUUAGUUGAUAAGAUUAGCAAACAACCAAAUUUUUAUUUCCUAUUGCCUACCUUGAUCAAGAAAUGGAAAACCGUAGCAAUUGAUUUAAUUGAUAAAGAAUUUGCAAACUCUGAUGAUGAUGAUGAUAAUUAUAGCUUAAGGUUGUUGAUUUCAUCUUCAAUGAUUCAAGAAGGCAUGGAAAUACCCCUGGCGUAUUUAAAACAUAGUUUGGACAUUAUUAAAAACAAACUCAAUUUGCAAAGUUUGGAUGGAUCUCAAUGGUCUUGCAUAUUGAUUAUCUUAUUAUCAGAAACAGAUAUUGACCAAGAGCUAGUGGGCCAUGUUUUAGAAUCUAUCCCGUUCAAACAUACUUUAAACCCCCAGUUUAUUCAGUUUAUUUCCAAAAAAUUUCUUGACAAGCAGGUCAAAACUUGGUUAAAUAAGUGCAUGCUUUAUAUAACAAAGAAAUUCACCGAACUGGACUCAAUGUCAGAGACUUUUAAUUCCUUUUUAAUUAGCAUGGGUGAAUAUUUCUUUGGCUCUAAUAUCUGGUCCGUUGUUGGUACAAAUAUACUAAAUACACAAUUGGAAGCUAUUCUUGAAUCCAAAUGGGUUGCAAGUGAAAUAUACUUACAAUACAUUAUCAAAUUAAUUUUGUGUGCUCCAAAGAAUAAAAUUGAUUUUCUAAAAAUUUUCCAAAUUGCAUUAAACACAUUCAGUUUAGAGGAGUUACCAAAUAAGGAUAGUGUAAAGACGCGGUAUUAUUGCGUUGUAAUAAUUUUCCUACUUUACAAUUUCGAUCAUCUGAAACUAUCCAAUUUGACCAAUUUGGAUAUCAUAUUGGAAAAGUAUCAAGGGUUGAACAGAGCUGAGGAUUGUAUGUUGAAAUUCAUUCUUCAAAAAAUGGAAGGCAAAUUGGCAGUUUCUUGGAUAAGUAAAGUUUCCAAUUGGGUAUUUUUGCAAGAGGAGGGAGGGUCAACAACUGAAUUGGACAAACUUGUGACAAAGACAAAUGGUCAAUUCACGGUGAAGUUGAGCAAAAGUAUAAUUGAAAACACUUUAAACAGUGUGCAACAAAGCAUGCUGCUCGAUCUAAGUAAGCCUCAAAGCGCAAGAGUAGAGACAUGGAAAACCAUUCAAGAAAUGGAAUUGAGCAAUUCCCUUGUUUCCGUUGAGAAACCUGCUUAUGAUGCUGAAUUUCUUUUAAUGAUAAUCCUAAACAACGAAGAGUUGUUGAAGUGUAAAAAGAGGGAAGAAGAUGCAACCAUUACUUAUGCAUUUAAUAUUAAAAAUUUAGUGGACUCUGGAUUAUUACAAUUUCUUAUUGCAGAUCUUGCAAAUGAGAAAAACUUAUCGGUGUCCAAAAUCAUAUUAAACAAAAUCAUAACUUCAAUAGAUGACGAAAUUAAUCACCAAUUUAAAGAUAAGAAUUUGAUGAAAGUUUUUCUUUCUUCGAUAUUAUUUACUUUGUCCACGUAUCAUAGCAGUAGCACCACCAUAGAAACAGAGACAGCUCAUCAAUAUAGGCCAUGUGGAUUAAUUUGGUUUGUUUAUUCUCAAUUUGUUCCUAUUUUGGCUAAUCCUGGACACUUUCUCUAUGAGAAAGUAUACAGGUACGUUCUUUCUCAUCCAAGGCUCACACCGAAAGAAUUACCAUUAUGGAAUUUGAUAACCCACCCACAAGCGGAAGGUAGUGAGUACUACUAUAGAGAAUUGAAUUGGAUGAUUGAGAAAAUCACUCAAGGUACAAACACAAUUUCAGAUCUAUUCAUAUUGAAAAUUGUACAGAUUGAAACAAUUUUGAAUACACUUAAUUUGAAGUAUCUUAAUAUGAAAUUGAAGACUGCUAUAUUGUUAUUCAUUUAUAAGAUUCAACAAAUUGAUCAAGGUUGUGAUUUAUUGAUUACAAGGUUCGGCAUGCUCAGUAACUUGGCUUUAAUUAUUGACGAUUUAAAUCAGAGUGGUAACGGUAAUGGUGGUGAUGAUGAUGAAGUGCAAAUUUUCGAUCAACAGAUUAAAAAUGAUAUUCUUGCAGUAUUGUGUAGAAUCGAAAUCAGUGUUAGUCAAAGUCAGCGUGUUCAAAAAUGGACUGGUGGUGAUUUGAAAAACGGUUUGAAAAGAUUACAUGCCUCUAUAUCUUAG